Tripterygium wilfordii is the source of this 2833-nucleotide messenger RNA. RefSeq names its product laccase-17-like. The record is from RefSeq and is a predicted model, not a curated record. Lineage: Eukaryota; Viridiplantae; Streptophyta; Magnoliopsida; Celastrales; Celastraceae. Gene Ontology annotation, cellular component: apoplast; membrane. Bases 373 to 2799 code for a protein of 808 amino acids. The transcript is spliced from 8 exons. Gene Ontology annotation, molecular function: hydroquinone:oxygen oxidoreductase activity; metal ion transmembrane transporter activity; copper ion binding. Gene Ontology annotation, biological process: metal ion transport; transmembrane transport; lignin catabolic process.
CAACAAACCACGGACCGAGCAAUAGCUCAGUUGGUUUAUGGCGGAUGAUGCUAAGCUCGGGAGUUGGUCUUAGUGCUUUGCCUGAGUUUUGGGCACAACUAGUCUACGUUUCUGAGCCGGCAUGUGCAAAUUAUGCGAUACAAGAUUACAAGGAGAAGCUGGCCCAAGUCCAGUUGUUGACAGCUUUUGAGUUUUGACUGGAUCAAUUGGUGUGUAGUACAAAUACUACGAUCAUCGAAAGUCAAAACUGUACUACAAUUCUACAAACUGGAGAUUGGAGACUUCACCGGCUUGUAUUUAAUUGCUUGUUAUUCUAUGGAUAACGAAAAUAACUAAUCAACACUGGUGGAACAAGCUUGAUCUGCCAUAUCCAUGGCCUCUGUUACAUCCUCCAGAGCUCUUAAGUCAACGUCUCUGCUUCUUUCCCUUCUGUUCCUGCAACUCUCCUUGAUCAAUGGCCAUGGAGGCGAUGACCACGAUGAAGGUAGUGAUGAGCAUGUUGAUUUGCAUUCAGAUGGCCUAAUUCUUGUGAAAGUAUGGUGUUUGAUCAUCAUGCUUGUCACUACCUUUGCUGGUGGCGUCUCUCCGUACUUUUGUCGAUGGAACGAGAGUUUUCUUCUCUUGGGAACACAGUUUGCUGGUGGUGUUUUUCUGGGCACAUCGCUUAUGCAUUUCUUGAGCGAUUCAAAUGGGACUUUUGGCGAUCUCACGACCAAAACGUAUCCGUUCGCUUUCAUGUUAGCCUCGGCAGGUUAUCUUCUCACGAUGCUUGGUGACUGCAUCAUUGCCCAUCUCACAAGAAGUAGUGAAAGGGAAAUUAGGGUUGAAGUUGAGGAAGGAAGAGAAGCCGAGGAGGAGCAAGCGAAAGCGGAGAAAACUGAUGUCAACCCUGUUUUCUUGAAGACCACUUCUUUUGGAGACACCAUACUUCUCAUUCUGGCUUUGUGUUUUCAUUCUGUUUUUGAGGGGAUUGCUGUUGGAGUUUCAGCUUCGAAAGCCGAGGCAUGGAGGAAUCUGUGGACAAUAUCAUUGCACAAAAUCUUUGCAGCCAUAGCGAUGGGAAUUGCACUUCUGAGGAUGAUACCAAAGAGUCUCUGUGCCUUUCAUGAAGUGGCCCAUGCAGAGUAUACAGGGGUUACAAGGCACUACAAGUUCAAUAUAGUGUUGAAGAAUGUUACUCGGCUGUGUCAUACAAAAUCAAUGGUCACAGUCAACGGAGAGUUCCCAGGGCCGCGUAUUGUUGCUCGAGAUGGUGAUCGUGUUGUAGUCAAGGUGGUCAAUAACGUUCCCAAUCAAAACGUCACCGUUCAUUGGCAUGGAAUUAGACAGCUUCGGAAUCCAUGGGCAGAUGGGCCGGCAUAUGUGACUCAGUGUCCAAUCCAAACGGGCCAAAGCUAUGCGUACAACUAUACUAUCACGGACCAACGAGGGACUCUAUUCUGGCACGCCCACAUUUCGUGGCUUAGAGCCACUGUCUAUGGGCCCAUUAUUAUCCUCCCUAAGCCCAAUGUUCCAUACCCAUUUCCCAAGCCCUAUAAGGAAAUCCCAAUGCUAUUAGGAGAGUGGUUCAAUGGUGAUACUGAAGCCAUUAUUAGCGAGUCAUUACAUAAUGGAGGAGGCCCAAAUGUCUCCGAGGCCUUCACCAUCAAUGGCCUACCUGGCCCAUUAUAUAAUUGUUCACGAGGGACAUUCAAGCUGAGGGUGAAGCCAGGGAAAACGUAUCUCCUUCGAUUGAUCAAUGCUGCAAUGAAUGAUGAUUUCUUCUUCAGCGUAGCAAACCACACUUUGACUACCGUAGAAGCUGAUGCAAGUUAUGUCCAACCCUUUGAAUCUGAAGUCUUACACAUUGGAGCAGGACAAACCACAAAUGUUCUUCUCAGGACCAAACCUAAAGCCCCCAAUGCCCAAUUCUAUAUCUUGGCUAGACCUUAUUUCACUGGCGCAGGAACCUUUGACAACACCACUGUUGCUGGAAUUCUUGAAUACCAUCACAAUCACAAUCACAAUCACAAUCCCUUGCUGAAAAAAUCAAAACAUCAUACAAUCUUUGAACCAACUCUCCCAUUGACCAAUGCCUCCGAUUACGUCGCGAGCUUUGCUUCCAGAUUUCGCAGUUUAGCCAAUACAGAGUACCCUGCCUGCGUGCCUCAAACCAUAGACAAAAAAUUCUUCUACACAGUAGGACUAGGAACCACUCCGUGCCCCAAAAACCAGACAUGUUUAGGAGGAAGUAUUGACAGAAAAUUUGCAGCUUCUGUGAAUAACAUUUCUUUUGUCACCCCCAGUGUAGCAAUUCUCCAAGCUCAUUAUAACAAACUAUAUGAUGCUGGAGUGUUUACUGGUGAUUUUCCGGAUUUUCCUUUACAUCCAUUCGACUACACUGGGAAUCCACCAAAUAACACACUUGUGGAUAGUGGUACUAGAGUGUCAGUGGUACCGUUUAACACAAGUGUGGAGCUAAUAGUGCAGGACAUUAGCAUUUUGGGUCCUGAAAGUCAUCCUCUCCAUCUCCACGGCUACAAUUUCUUUGUUGUUGGUCAAGGAUUUGGUAAUUUUGAUCCUAAGACGGAUCCUCUCAAUUUCAACCUUGUUGAUCCUCCUGCAAGGAACACUGCUGGGGUGCCUAGUGGUGGUUGGGUGGCGCUUCGUUUUAUCGCGGAUAAUCCAGGAGCUUGGCUAAUGCACUGCCAUUUUGAAGCCCAUGCGAGUUGGGGUUUGAUGAUGGUAUGGAUUGUUUUGGAUGGAGAACUGCCUGAUCAGAAGGUGCCACCUCCACCACCAGAUUAUCCAAUGUGUUGAUCGUUGACUGCUGUUUUUGUUUCCAUGAACACCA